AUGAAGAUGAAUGGUACAAGUAUGGGAUCGUCAUCGUCGAAAAGAAGAAGGUUAAGUAGAGGACUUGGAGGAGUUCUUAAAGAACAAAGAAGUAGACUUUACAUCAUCAAAAGAUGUGUUGUUAUGCUUUUAUGCUGGCAUGAUCAAUGAUCGUGGUCUUACCCGGAAAAUAUCGAUCGGUCGAUCAUCACCGGUAACCUUUGCGAUUUUAUUAAGAGGAUCAAAUUUCUCUUGUGAGUGUAAAUAUCAGGCGAAAAUUUGUACUUUGUAGCUCUCUUUUUCUUUUUUUUUUUGUGGUGAAGUUUUACUCGUUGUAAACGCUGUUUCUUGGACGCGUUACCCUUUCACAAAUAGGUAGAUUCAUAGGUAUAUGGAGUUUUUUAGUUCACAACAUAAAUGAAAUGAUCGUUUUUGCUUGAAAUAAGUAGUCUUCCAC
Papaver somniferum (opium poppy) is the source of this 436-nucleotide messenger RNA. RefSeq lists its product as uncharacterized. Gene Ontology annotation, biological process: negative regulation of cell population proliferation. Bases 1 to 150 code for a protein of 49 amino acids. Lineage: Eukaryota; Viridiplantae; Streptophyta; Magnoliopsida; Ranunculales; Papaveraceae. The record is from RefSeq and is a predicted model, not a curated record. The transcript has a single exon.